This is a messenger RNA of Phytophthora infestans T30-4, 1134 nucleotides long. RefSeq names its product metalloprotease family M12A, putative. The transcript has 2 exons. Lineage: Eukaryota; Oomycota; Peronosporomycetes; Peronosporales; Peronosporaceae. The record is from RefSeq and is a predicted model, not a curated record. The coding region runs from base 1 to 1134 and encodes 377 amino acids. Gene Ontology annotation, biological process: proteolysis. Gene Ontology annotation, molecular function: zinc ion binding; metalloendopeptidase activity.
AUGGCCGGCUGGAUUCGGUGCUCUGUUUUGGCGACGCUGGCAGCUUUGGCCGUGGUGGCUGCCGAGCAGGAGACAUCGGUGCACAUCAAGGACUGCGAGGUGAACGGCGUCAAGCUGCGUCAUCGCAGCAUGAAAUACUACGGAGAGGACUCGUACGUAGCCUGCUCGAACGGCAAGGCCGGUUGCUACCUCAUCGAACGCGUGCACGACCAGGCGACACAGGUGGCGUGCCCGACCCAAAAUUUCCAACAGCGGAUCGACGAAGAGACCGCGUAUCGCGAACACGAGGAGAAAGCCAAGCAGACGAGCAAGAAGGGCGAGACCGAAGACAGUCACCGUCGCCUCUCGCUGGUUGUAGUGUCCACGACGCGCAUCUGGGACGACGGCGUGGUUUGCUUCCAGAUGAACGAGGACUACCCGUUCAACUCGACUCAAAAGGACUACAUCUACCAGGCUAUGAGCAAGGUCGAGGAUAGUACCAAUGUGCGGUUCGUGAGCACAGACACGUGCGAGAAGGAGAAGCUGUCGUCCUGCGACUCGUGCGCGAACUGGGUGGACUUCAAGCACCCGUCUAGCGGCCGUGACUGCAACUCCAGCAUCGGUAUCACGGACGAAGGAGCGCAGGUUAUGAACCUUGCCGACCGCUGCUUCGAAGUGGACGACAGUCUAAAGACCGUGUACGGUUCGGCCAUGCAUGAGAUCUGUCACUCGCUGGGAAUGUACCACGAGCACCAGCACCCAAAGCGCACCAUUGGUGUGUUCUGGGACGAUAUCGACCAGAGCAUUUGGUCCGAGAUGAGCGUCCGUGACCUUAGUGUCGGCGGUCCCUACGACCUCGACAGUGUCAUGCAUUAUCCAAUGUCAUACGGUUUCUGUCAACCUAAUUACUGCAGCGAUACAGUCACGGAGAACUGUGUAAAGGAGGGUACAAAGUUCUGUAACCUGAAUGACGACGACAACUGCACAGAUAUCACCAAGGCCCUGUGCAAUGAGACGGCCACAGAAGCCAUCGGGCAGCGUAAGUAUCUAAGCGAGGGCGACUUGUCUGCCAUUAACCAGCUGUACCAGUCUGCAGCGUGGCCUGUGUCGGAGUCCAAGAUUGGCGGCAAGAAACAAGAACAAAUCGGUGUUUAG